This is a messenger RNA of Erinaceus europaeus (western European hedgehog), 1875 nucleotides long. RefSeq names its product protein kinase domain containing, cytoplasmic (gene PKDCC). The transcript has 7 exons. Bases 77 to 1480 code for a protein of 467 amino acids. Gene Ontology annotation, molecular function: non-membrane spanning protein tyrosine kinase activity; ATP binding. Gene Ontology annotation, biological process: protein phosphorylation. The record is from RefSeq and is a predicted model, not a curated record. NCBI's taxonomy places the organism in Eukaryota, Metazoa, Chordata, Mammalia, Eulipotyphla, Erinaceidae.
CCCUCCCUGCGGGCGGCCCCGGGGCGGCGGCGGCAAGUGUCCGGGCGGCGGCGGCCAUGCUCGGCGGGGCCUGAGGAUGCGGCGGCGGCGGGCGGCCGUGGCGGCGGGGUUGUGCGCCGCCUUCCUGCUGGGCUCGGUGCUGAGCGCGCUGCUGGCGCCGGGCGCGGGCCCCCCCGCCCCCCCCGGCCGGCGCGGGGCCCGCGGAGAGCUGGCGCGCCAGAUCCGGGCGCGCUACGAGGAGGCGCGGCGCUACUCGCGGGCGGGCCGCGGGGGCGCAUGGGGGCGGCCGGAGCGCCGGCGGCUUAUGGACCUGGCGCCCCGCGCCCCGCGGCCCCGCGCCCCGCGCCUCCGCGCCCCCCGCGCCCCGCGCCCCCGUGGCCCCGGCCUGGGCUGCGCGGCGCUGCGCGCGGCGUCGGGGGCGCAGUUCGUGGGCGCGGGCUACACCAAGGCUGUGUACCGCGUCCGCCUGCCGGGCGGCGCCGCCGUGGCUCUCAAGGCCGUGGACGUGAGCGGUCAUGACCUGGGCAGCUGCGUGCGCGAGUUCGGGGCCCGGCGCGGCUGCUAUCGCCUGGCGGCGCACAAGCUGCUCAAGGAGAUGGUGCUUCUGCAGCGCCUGCGCCACCCCAACGUGUUGCAGCUCUACGGCUACUGCUACCAGGAUAGCGAGGACAUCCCAGACACACUGACCACCAUCACCGAGCUGGGUGCACCCGUGGAGAUGGUCCAGCUGCUACAGGCCUCCUGGGAAGACCGCUUCCGCAUAUGCCUGAGUCUAGGCCGCCUGCUACACCACCUGGCCCACUCGCCACUGGGCUCUGUCACGCUGCUGGACUUCCGGCCUCGCCAGUUUGUGCUGGUGGAUGGGGAGCUGAAGGUGACUGACCUGGACGACGCCCGUGUGGAGGAGACACCAUGUGCCAGCAGUGCCGACUGCACCCUUGAGUUCCCUGCCAGGAACUUCAGCCUGGCCUGCUCUGCCCACGGCCGCUGCCUGGGCAUGAACGAGAAGCGCAACCUCUAUAAUGCUUACAGGUUCUUCUUCACCUACCUCCUGCCGCACAGCGCCCCGCCCUCACUGCGGCCACUGCUGGAUGCAAUUGUGAACGCCACAGGGGAGCUGUCCUGGGGAGUGGAUGAGACUCUGGCCCAGCUGGAGACGGUUCUGCACCUGUUCCAGAGCGGCCAGUACCUGCACAACUCCACAGCGGGCCACAGAGCUGAGUAUCGACACCUGGCGUCUAGCAACAUCCCCCAGGAGGACUACCGCUGCUGGCCAUCCCACCAGCACGGGGGCUGCGUCCUGUCCGUGUUCAACCUGGCUGAGGCCAAGGACAUCUGUGAGAGCCAUACCCAGUGCCGGGCUUUUGUGGUCACCAACCAGACCACCUGGACAGGCCGGCAGCUGGUCUUUUUCAAGACUGGGUGGAACCAUGUGGAGCUGGACCCCAGCAAGACCACAUAUGUGCGGGCCUCAGGCUGAAUGGCCAACACCCUCCCCCAGCACCCCACAGCCCACUGGACCUCUGGAAGCUGGGUGACCCCACCAUGUGCAAUAAUGCCAAAGUCAAUGUGAGCAGCGGCCCUGCACCCCUUUCCGGGCACUGCCCCCAGGACAGCCAGCCGCCACUGUGUCUUUGCGAGAAUGUAGCCAAAGUCCCGCUCGGGGGUGCCAGGGUGCCUAGGGACAGAGGUGACGCAGUCUGAGCCAUUGGAGGAGCAGCGGAGCGUCUGAGCCAGACCCGGGCCCCUGGGCACCCCCAGCCCGACCUCCCCCGCAAGUGAGCAGGCAAGCGGGCUUCCGGGAGCUUUUGUACUUCUCUCUCAGAUGUUUAUUUUUGUAAGAAAUAAAAGCGCUCAGUGAACACGCCCAGCGCA